AUAUAAAUAUAAUAUAUAAAAUACAUUUUUUUGAAAUAUUCUACUUUUCAGUAGGCAUCACUAGUUCGGAAAGGGAACGCUGUGAAGGAAACUUGGUCCCAUUGCCUGAAGUUGUUGGCUGUUCUUUGGUGUGUUUUUUAUAGUUGUCUGAGGGACCUUGAAGUGAAGUACCCUAUUAAAAACAACUAUAAGCUAUGUUGGUUUGAUGCUGACUUAAAUCACCAAACAUAAAAUUAUCUUUUUUUUUUUUGGGGAAAGAGAGAAGCUAUGACCAACAUUUCAAGUCACCAUUCUAUUUGGGCUUUUUGAAUUGACUUAUUUGUCCAACAUUGUCAGGAUGCUGGGUGCAUGUGGCAUGCAGAAAUGUCACCAAGAGGUGCUCAAAAAUAACCGUGUAUUCCUAGCAAAGCAGCUAGUGUUGAAGGAACUAAUGGAACAUCUUAUAGAAAAAGACAUUAUCACUGAAGAAAUGAUGGAGAUGAUACAGGCAAAGUCUGGAAGUUUUAGCCAAAACAUAGAAUUAUUGAAUCUGCUUCCUAAGAGGGGCCCCAAAGCCUUUUCAGCCUUUUGUGAAGCUUUACGAGAAACUAAACAGCAGCACUUGGAAGAAAUGCUCCUGAGCACUAUCCCCUGCCAUAGGACUGAGGCUGUAAAGCGGCCUCAUUGCUACAAUCAAAGUAUCUCGCUUCCAGUGCCUGAAUCCUGUGUCUCUCAGAAAAGACGUGAUUGGUUUGUGGCAGAGCCAAUGGAGCAUUCAUUAGAUGAUGGAGAUGGUCCUCACUAUCCUCAGGUGAAACCAUGCACUCCAGAAUUUUAUCACACUCAUGCCCACUUGGCAUACAAGUUGAAGUCUCAGCCACGAGGCCUGGCUCUUAUCCUUAGCAAUGUGCAUUUCAGCAAUGAGACUGAUCUAGAGUUCCGUUCUGGAGGAAAUGUGGACCAUGCUGCUCUAGAUAUGCUCUUCAAGCAUCUUGGGUACCAGGUGGUUGUACGACAUGAUCGGACUGCACAGGAAAUGCAGGAAGAGUUGGGAAAUUUUUCCAAGCAUCCAGCUCACCGAGACUUAGACUCCUGCAUAGUAUCACUUCUUUCGCAUGGAAUAGAGGGUGGGGUCUAUGGAGUGGAUGGGAAGCUACUUCAGUUGCAGGAAAUUUUCAGGCUGUUUGAUAAUGCAAAUUGUCCUAAUCUUCAGAAUAAGCCUAAAAUGUUCUUCAUCCAAGCAUGCCGGGGAGAUGAGACAGACCGUGGAGUAGACCAGAUAGAUGGGAAUGACCGGGCCAGUUCCCCUGGUUGUGAAGAGAGUGAUGCCAACAAGAAGGAGAAUCCUAAGCUACGCCUCCCUACCUGCUCUGAUAUGAUCUGUGGCUAUGCCUGCCUGAAAGGUACAGCUGCUAUGAGAAAUACCAAACGUGGAUCCUGGUAUAUAGAAGCUCUCACUUCUGUGUUUGCUGAGGAUGCCAGAAACAAGCAUGUGGCUGACAUGCUGGUCAAGGUGAACAGACUGAUCAAACACCGUGAAGGCCAUGCCCCUGGCACAGAGUUUCAUCGUUGCAAGGAGAUGUCAGAGUAUUGUAGCACUCUCUGCCAAGACCUUUACCUAUUUCCAGGGAUGGGUCCUGAGAAUUAACUCUGCCAUUCUUUUUCUGAUGAAAUUAUUUCCUGUUAAUCAAUGUUUAUGGAAUACUCUGUGGUUGCCUGUAGAUGUCCAUGAUACACAGUACCUUCCUUCAUGGCUUUUUGUCAGAUGAGUUAAAACUUGGUAUGACAGUGGACAUUUGACCGAUGAGCUAUUGCUUAUGCUACUUGCUUUCUUGUUUCUGGUUUUCUCAAACCUGAGAUGUCCUAAGACAUAACCUGUAAAUUAAUAAUGCCUGGCCAUGCCAGAUUUCUUAUGCUCUGUGCAGAAUUUGCUAAUAUCGCUCUUUAGACAGGACUUGGCCAUUGUUCAGGGGUUUUUCUCCUCAUAUGCCAAAAACAGAUUGAUGGGGAGCACUUUAAUAAUUUUAUGUGAGUGUUUAGAGAAAAUGUGAGUUUGAAAUUUCAUUUAAUUUAUUUUAUAAAGGAAAAUAUGUAAAAAACAUUAUUUUAAAAAAAGGUUAUACGUUGAAUUCUUUUUUAACACGAAUUCAUGUUUGUUUGCCCACAGGAAUAGACUUGAAAGGGAACCUUCAACCUAAAAAUGGGGGCUGUGCAGACUAUGAAUGCCAAGUUAGAGCAGUAGGCCAGUGGUAAUGUUGCUUUAUGCAUGUAGAUACUCAAGCAGAUACUAAGUUUUUGUUAUAAAACCUUUAUUAUUUGCUUGUUGGUUACUGUAUAAUCUAUUAUGGAAUUUGAUCAUUCUGCAGAAAAUUGGGAGCAGGACUUGGAAAUAAUCACAGUGAGUUUUCAUUCUCCAAGGUGCUUCUGAUUAUAUAAAACCGUAUGUUUCUAAGUUGUAAUAGCAUUAGCUUAAUGAUUCCAAAUGUUCAUCCAUAAUAUAUCCAUUAUCCAUAAUAUCUGUUUUAUCUAAUACAGAUCUGAAGUUAAGUCUUCAUUAGGCAACGCAGGUGUGCUGCCCUGGAUUAACCUAACUUUGUCUUGUUCUGAUUUUCCUGUAUUCUUUGCACCUUUUCCUUUGAUUCAUGGUGGGGAGGAAAGGGCUAAAUACUUAUUCCAUGUUUCCUGGAGUCCUGAUAAUUACUUGCUCCCUUCAGUCGAUAGCAUUAGCUUGGCUUAAAGGCUUCUGUUUAUUACUGUGUUUGUUAUUUUUAUACUGUUUAAAAAUUUUUUGUUGAUUUGAAACAGAAUAUCAUUUAACAUAAAUAGGAAGUGCUUUUCAUGUAGAAGAGGAAAUAUUUUGCUCUUCUGCUAGAUAGGCUUGUAAGGAUGCCCGGACAGGCACAGGAUAGAAAGUAGAGAGGAAGACUCAUUUUUCAGAAUCUAGCUCUACUGUAAAUGGCCCCUUUGGUGGGACCUAUCAUUUCAAGAAUGGUCUUUGGAAGUAAAGGACAACAGACACAAGCUGGUUUCUUUUUGUGUGUGAAUAUACUCUUCAGUAGCAUCACAGUCCAGGCACCCAGUAGCCACAGGUGCUUUAGCAGUUAGAUUGGUGGCUGCUGGAUUUGCUGCAGAGGUUGGGAAAUAGAUCCCUUUCCUGUGACUGACUUGAAAUCUUUGAAAAUACAUUUGGAAUAUUUUGUGCUCUUUUUAAAAAGAACUUAUUUUUGUAUUUUUUAAAAAAAAUCUUUCUGCAACUUUCUGCAACCAAGGACUGUACACUUUAACCAAAUUUCUCAGAUGGAAUUAUUUGCCUUUUAUCGAUUAGUAUGAAUCCCCUUUGCCCAAGAUUUUUAAAUAUAUAUAUAUUUUUAUACAAUUUUGAUACCUUUUUAAAAAGCAGAUAUAAUUUUAAGAUAAGAAAAUGACACAGAAUGAACUAGAGAAAGGCAGGAGGCUGGGGAAUUUGCAUUUUUGCAUUCUCUUUUGUUGUCAAGGUGCUCUUCCUCCUCUUUCUUUUGAUAAUCGUGCAGUUGGACUGUGUGCUGUAUCUGCUGGGGAGUUACGAGCCAUUUCAGGGCCAGCGGGUAGCUCUGGAUGACACCUGCAGGGUUCUUUCCCCUGGAUAAAAAUAGAAACACGGGAGCCUUCUCUGUUGUGUCAAUGAAGCUAUUUUCCUGUAGCUUUGAAAAAGAGUGGCCAGUUUUUUUUAUCACUGCCUAUAUAUUGUGUAUAAAUUGCUUCCAUGUGCCAAAAUAAAAAGUAAUCUCAUCUCCA
Candoia aspera is the source of this 3753-nucleotide messenger RNA. RefSeq names its product caspase 2 (gene CASP2). The transcript has 11 exons. The record is from RefSeq and is a predicted model, not a curated record. Bases 338 to 1627 code for a protein of 429 amino acids. Lineage: Eukaryota; Metazoa; Chordata; Lepidosauria; Squamata; Candoiidae. Gene Ontology annotation, biological process: proteolysis; regulation of apoptotic process.